Molecule: messenger RNA, 3785 nt
Organism: Suillus clintonianus
Lineage: Eukaryota; Fungi; Basidiomycota; Agaricomycetes; Boletales; Suillaceae
Product: P-loop containing nucleoside triphosphate hydrolase protein
Exons: 13
Coding region: 54-3764 (1236 amino acids)
Biological process (GO): maturation of SSU-rRNA from tricistronic rRNA transcript (SSU-rRNA, 5.8S rRNA, LSU-rRNA)
Cellular component (GO): nucleolus; intracellular anatomical structure
Molecular function (GO): ATP binding; RNA binding; ATP hydrolysis activity
Source: RefSeq, a predicted model, not a curated record
AGUAAGUAUGUACUUUUAAAUUGACAACUUUCAUCAAGACAGCCUGACGCUCCAUGGACUCUAAGCGUGAGCGACACAAUUCCAAGGCGCGCCGAUCUACGGCAGGCUCGAGGAAAAAGGGAAAGUCGCGUAAUAAAAGCAAUGGUGUUGUCCCUACAGCCGAAGCACCUGAUCCCAACGCCGCGAUCCUCGAAUACAAGUCACUCGAAGACAAGGAGCGCGACAGAAAAGAGAGGCUCGUAAGAGAGCUUGCUGCACAGUCGGACUCCAAAGUAUCGAGACAGAAGCGGAAGAGGCUGGAAAAGUAUGUUGAAAAAAAGUUAUUAAAAGAAGAGAGACUCGUGAUUUUUGAGAAGCUAGCUCAGACGCAAGCACAAACUUCAAGCCUUGAUCUUCAAUCGUCAUCUACUCUUGGUACAGGAGCCACCUCUACGGCUCGGGAACGCCUGGAGAAGCUAGAAGACAAGGAAGUACGUCGCGCCAUUGAGGGUCAGCCCAAUAAACGUCGACGGCGCCAUAACGAUUUCACUGUUCAUGAACACGGAGAUGGUGAAGACGAAUCUGACGCGAUGGAUGGAGUUGACUUCGAAAUAGUUGAUCAGACGCCAGAGCAGCAUGAUGAACACGAGGACCUAGUGACGACGGAAUUCUUAUCGGAUCCUCCUGCGGCGUCGACGGUCUCACAGCCAGCCAGUCUAUCCACUUUCGCCGUUGGUGGAGCCCUUAAACGCAAUCCUGACGGCUCUGUUGUUGCGCCCCUAGUUGUGAAUAAAAAGAGUGAAAAGAGUCGAAUGAGGGCCUCCUUCCCGAGCUGGAAAAGAAGAGUGCCCCCGAAAGGGGUUUCAGAACAGGAAUCAGACUCAUCAUUUGACAGUUCUGAUUCAGCUUAUGAUACGGACGAAGAACAGCGCAACGAAGGUCGAGAAAUGGGAAUAUCGGCGGAAGGUUCAGACGAGGAAGAAGAGCGCCCUCUACCUGCCAAGAAACGCCUUGGCUUCAAGGACUGGGCCGUAAAACAGCUAAACACAGCGAAAGGCCACGAUACUACUGAAGGGACACCACCGUCUCUCGAAAUCGAACAUCCCACUGCACCUCCACCCAAAAAACGAAAGACGAUGUCGUCACAAUCGAAUUCAAUGCGCGGCCCCCUGGGUGAAGACCUAAAGCUCCCUUCCACGUCUUUUGCGGAACGCAUGACGAAAACCCAAGAGACUUUCUCUAAAUCUUCUUCUAAAAGCAUAAAGUCGGUGUCUGUCAUUCGCCCCCUUGAUAUCCAGGAGUCCAGGAUGCAGUUGCCUAUCAUUGCAGAAGAGCAGCCCAUCAUGGAAACCAUAAUGCUUAAUCCGGUAGUAAUUAUUUGCGGUGAAACUGGUAGCGGAAAGACUACUCAGAUCCCACAAUUUCUGUACGAGGCCGGGUUUGGUGAUCCUACUGGAGUGAACUCGGGCAUGAUAGGAGUUACGCAGCCAAGGCGAGUUGCGGCAAUGUCAAUGGCAUCUCGAGUGGCUCGUGAACUGUCCUUGACCUCCUCCCGCGUGUCGUACCAGAUCCGAUACGAUGCAACUGUGUCUCCUUCAACCACGAUCAAGUUCAUGACCGAUGGUGUACUUUUGCGUGAACUUGCCACCGAUUUCUUGCUCUCAAAAUAUUCGGUAAUUAUCAUCGACGAAGCACAUGAGCGCAGUAUGAACACCGAUAUCUUGAUUGGUGUCCUUAGUCGAGUAAUCAAGCUACGCGAACAAAUGUGGAAGGAGGGCACAGAGGGCACGAGACCACUACGGCUCAUCAUUAUGUCGGCAACUCUUCGCGUCGGCGACUUCGCAGAGAAUCAGGCGCUCUUUUCGUCGCCACCUCCGGUUGUCAAUGUUGAUGCUCGCCAACACCCUGUAACAGUACACUUCAACCGGCGGACGUCUACUGACUACGUGCGCGAAGCGGUCAAGAAAGCGGCCAAGAUCCAUGCCCGUUUGCCACCAGGAGGUAUCCUCAUAUUCUUGACAGGGCAAAAUGAAAUACAGGGCGUCUGCAAAAAGCUUGAGGCACGAUAUGGCAGAAGAGCUCUGGAGGCAAGAAAGAAGAGGAGACAAGUUGUCCAAGCUUCUUCUAUCUUUGCAGAAUCCAUUACCAGUGAAGUCCCUUUCCCUGUUGCUCCGGUUCACGCUGACAUCGAGGCCGAGGAUAUCGAGUUUGGCGUUCAAGAGCAGGAAUUAGCACUCGAUGUGGACGGAGACCUCGCGGAGGAAGAUCCUGAAGGGCUUGAUAGCGACGACGAAGAUGGGGUCAAUACUGAACUUGGCAUCGAUGUCGAGGAGUGUGAUGUCCCAAUGCAAGUCGUCCCUCUGUACUCGCUCUUGUCGAGCGAGAAACAAAUGCGAGUUUUCGAUACACCACCAGCAGGCUAUCGUUUGGUGGUAGUAUCAACAAACGUUGCGGAGACGUCCCUUACGAUCCCAAAUAUACGCUAUGUGAUCGAUUGUGGUCGAGCGAAAGAGCGGCAUUAUGAUAUGGCGAGCGGUAUUCAGUCCUUUCGGGUCAGUUGGAUCUCCAAGGCUUCUGCCGCCCAGCGAGCUGGUCGUGCGGGUCGUACAGGUCCAGGACAUUGUUACAGACUCUACUCCUCCGCUCUUUACGAACAUUAUUUCGAAUCGUUUUCACAACCUGAAAUUCUGCGCACGCCGAUUGAGGGCGUCGUGUUGCAGAUGAAAAGUAUGAACAUUGACGCCGUUGUCAACUUCCCUUUCCCAACUCCGCCAGAUAGGCAGGUGUUGAAAAAGGCUGAGACGGUCCUCACUCGCCUUGGCGCGCUUAGUAGUGCACCUCUCGUAUCGCAAGCGGGGGUUUCUAUGUCAACGAUUGGGGGCCAAGUGACACCUCUGGGGAAGGCAAUGAGCUUUUUCCCGCUUUCCCCGCGCUUCGCUCGAAUGCUUGUCGGGAGUCAACAACAUGGCUGUUUACCCUAUGUGAUCUCGAUUGUGGCAGCUAUGUCGGUCGGGGACCCUUUCCUUCGUGAAGAGGGGUUAGAUGCCGACAGCGAGUCCGAUGCCGAUGAUGAAGGACUGGGACACAUCAAGAGCGCUUCCAUCAAAGCGAAAGAGGCGAGGAGGACCCGACGGCGUGCAUUCUUUGAAUCUCAGCAGGUUCAUGGAUCGCUGAGUAACUUCAAUAGUGACAUUUUCAGACUCCUCUCGGUCGUCGGGGCCUACGAGUAUUCUGGAGGGGGUCACCAAUUUUGUAAGGCCCAUUUUGUAAGACCCAAGGCCAUGGAAGAAAUACACAAACUGCGAGCCCAACUAAGCAGCAUUGCGCAAGCAAAUUUCCAAAACGCUGAAGUUGGUUUCGACAAAAAUAUCCGACCUCCCAACGACAUCCAGCUAAAGGCUAUCCGUCAACUGCUCGCCGCGGCCUUUAUCGACCAAGUAGCAGUACGGAAAGAUUUAAUACAAAACAACUCCAGUGGAAGCCAGUUUUCAACUGCUAAAGGCGUUCCGUAUGCGGCGGUGGGAGUAUCCGGGGAUGUUUUCAUCCAUCCCAUGUCUGUGCUUGCGAAUCGCCCUCCGCCAGACUAUCUCGUCUUUUCUGAAGUAGUCCAAACAUCGCGGACGUGGAUCAAAGGACUAACGGUCAUAAAUCCUGCAUGGCUAUCGAGUCUUGGAAAACAGAGUAUGUGCACUUUUUCCAAACCUUCGAGAAACAAUGCGGGUGUGAUGAUGUCUAUACCGCGGUUUGGGCCUGAUCAGUGGGAGCUGCCUCCCGUGAAGGUGUGAUUAAUAUACAAUUGUGCUAUU